Messenger RNA from Eutrema salsugineum, 1656 nucleotides. Its product is annotated as protein IQ-DOMAIN 1. The transcript is spliced from 5 exons. The coding region runs from base 175 to 1425 and encodes 416 amino acids. NCBI's taxonomy places the organism in Eukaryota, Viridiplantae, Streptophyta, Magnoliopsida, Brassicales, Brassicaceae. The record is from RefSeq and is a predicted model, not a curated record. Gene Ontology annotation, molecular function: protein binding.
GAGUUCGCCGAAACUUUCUCCCUUUCUUCUUCUUCUUCUCCCUCUCUUCCUAAGAAACUUUUACAUUUAAAUUCUCGAAUCUGACCUUUCUCCUCCGGAUCUGAUUCCAAAAAUCUGUGAAAGUCUCCAACUUUUAUCACAAAUUUGAAGAACAAAGGUUUCAGUUUUGAGCAAAUGGGUGGCUCUGGAAACUGGAUAAAAUCUCUGAUAAGCAACAAAAAACCCAUCACUGAUGAUCAGUUCGGUGAUAAGAACAGCAAGAAGAAAUGGAAACUGUGGAGAACAUCAUCAGAGAGCUUCAUAUCUUCCUCAAAGGGUUUCAAGAGCCGUGCUGGUAGUUACGGGACUCCUUCACUGGGCUCAGAUCCGCCGUCUUUCUCUGCCGACGAUUCCUUCACUGCGGCUGUUGCUGCUGUUAUCAGAGCUCCGCCGAAAGAUUUCUUUCUCGUUAAACGAGAAUGGGCUGCAACACGGAUCCAGGCUGCUUUCCGAGCUUUCCUGGCAAGACAGGCGCUGAGAGCUUUGAAGGCUGUGGUGAGGAUUCAGGCGAUAUUCCGUGGUAGGCAAGUACGGAAACAAGCAGAUGUGACAUUAAGGUGUAUGCAAGCUCUUGUUCGAGUCCAAGCUCGGGUACGUGCACAUUGCAACAGGGAUCCUUCAGAGGGACAGGACUUGCAGAAACCACCUGAACCAAAAGAUGAUCCUGCUAAGCAAGCUGAGAAGGGUUGGUGUGAUAGCCCCGGAAGUGUAAAUGAAGUGAGAACGAAGCUACAAAUGAGGCAAGAAGGGGCAAUCAAGAGGGAGAGAGCUAUGGUAUAUGCACUCACACACCAGCCGAGGACGUGUCCAAGUCCAAACGUCAAGGUGAGCAAACAAGGGAGUGUUAAAAAGAAUCAAGGGUCUUGCAAGAGUAGUCCAGGUUGGAAUUGGCUUGACAGAUGGGUUGCAGACAGGCCAUGGGAAGGUCGCUUGAUGGAAGGUCCUACAAACUCAUCAGAUAAUGCAAGGAAAAGUGAGAGCAGUGUGUCUGAACAUGACACAGUUCAGGUCAGGAAGAACAAUCUCACAACCAGAGUUCUUGCCAGACCUCCUCCCAUGUCAUCAUCUACUACGAGUUCUGAGUCUUCGUCCACAUCUCAGUCCCCAGUUCCCUUCUCGGGAAGUUUCCUUGAGGAAGGUGGGUACUACAGAAAGCCAAGCUACAUGAGCCUGACACAAUCUAUCAAAGCUAAGCAGAGACGAUCAGGGUCUUCAUCAUCUUGUUCCAAAAUACCUUUUGAGAAGAAACAGUCGAUGUCUUACAAUGGAGAUGUAAAUGUAAGGCCCAGUGCUGGUUCGGAUCCAUUGUGCAACCAGUACACUGAUCUAUAUCCACCGGCCCAAGUAACAGGGAGACAUAUGUGGGCAAAGAGCCAGAGGGGCUAAGAUGGUUUCAAAAGUCAUCUCAACAGCUUGUUGGUCCACGAAACACACACACGGAAUAUAGAUACAGAAGCAACUUCUGUGCAUCUUUUAGAUAUGAUUGUUAUGAUACUAGUUUGAAGAUUGCUAUGUUGUUGUUUGGCUGGUUGGGUCAUUUAUCGAUUACUUCUAAUAUUUCUGAAACAAUCUGUUUUAUAUCUCUUGUCAAUAUGGAAACCUUCAGACGUGAUACUU